AUGAGUUUGUCUUUGCGGCGAUUGCUUUGCGCCGCCGGCCUUCUGCCUUUGUCCCUGGCACAAAUCACAGUGCGGAGUGAGCCAGAGUCUGCGGCAGAGGCAACGGUGGAUAGCUUGGACUUCUCAGACGCCGCAGGGGUUCAGCUAGCAACGUUGAAGGGCAUCAAUUUCGGUUGCAAGUGCUACCCGGGCGAGAGGUGCUGGCCGUCGGCAAACAAGUGGAAUGCCCUCAACAACACUGUUGACGGUCGGUUGCUUGUUCAUAUCCCGCCAGGCGCCCCUUGCCACAACACCUUCAAUGGGCUUCUGGGAAUGGUGAGCACCUACGACGCGAACAAGUGUGCUGAGGUCACGCAAAACUUUGAGAACGAGUCGUGGACCGUGAGCCAGCCUGCUGCCGCGCUCUGGACCUACUUCACGAACGACACUUGCCGACCGACGCAAAACCCUACCGAUAGCUGUACGCUUGGUUACUAUGGUGUGUAUGUUAUUAUGGCGUCCACGCCGCGGCACGUCAAGGCCGGCAUCGACUUUGCCCGCCGAAACAACCUCCGGCUAAUUGUGCGCAACACCGGCCAUGAUUUUAUCGGCCGGAGCACCGGUUAUGGCUCGUUGAUCAUCAACACGAACAGUUUCCAGCAAAUCGACUGGAUCGACUCGUACAGUGGCCCAGGCGCCUACAAAGGCGGCGCUGUCACUAUUGGGGCCGGUGUCCAGGGUGAAACCAUCCUGUCCAAGGGCCAUGCUCGGGACCCUCCACUUGUCGUUGUCACAGGUGAAUGCCCCACCGUCGGUAUUGCCGGUGGCUUCAUCCAGGGUGGUGGCCACGGCCCGUGGACGACACUCAAGGGAUUUUCGGCCGACAACGUGCUUGCGUUUGAGGCCAUCACUGCCUCGGGCCACUACGUGACGGCGAAUGAGCGCCAAAACGCGGAUCUUUUCUGGGCUCUGAAGGGCGGUGGCCCGGCUUCGUUUGCCGUGAUCCUCUCGGUCACCAUGAAGACCUUCCCGGAUAUCCCGUCGGCUGGCGCCACGCUGUAUAUCAACUCGACCCACACUCUUGACUCGGAUGUUUGGUGGAACGGAACCACGGCUUUCCACAAGUGGUCCAACCACUUUGUUGACAACGGGCUCUACGUUUACUUUGAGAUUAUGCCUUUGACGUUUCGCGCACGGCCGUUCGUCGGCAUUGGAAAGAGCAAGGCCGAACUGCAAAGCAUUGUCCAGCCUCUUCUGGAUGAGCUGACGGCCAAGGGGUUGCCAUUCGAUUUUGACAUCAAGGACUUCCCAACCUUUUACGACUUGUAUGUCGACCUCUUUGAACCCGAGGCCGCAGGAGGCUCGGCGCUCACGGGUGGGUGGAUGUUCAACCACGAGGACGUGGCAACCAACAACGACGGCAUUAUCGAGGCUUUCAAAACAGUCCUAUCCCCCGGACCCGACCUGUUUGGCUUCAUGAUCGGCCAUUUGUUUAACCCAGGCUAUGGAGCCCCCAAGAGCAAUAGCGCGACACACCCGUCGUGGCGAAACGCUACCAACUUCAUCAUUGCCGCCCUACCCGUGGCGGUUGGCUCAUCGUUGGCCCAGAAGGCGGAGCUCCAGAACGUUUUAACGAAUACCAUUGAUGAGGCUCUGCGGCAGGCGAGCACCAGUGGGUGCACCUAUGUUAACGAGGCCGACCCCUACCAACGGGACUGGCAGAGCCACUUCUGGGGCGCCGAGUACCCAAAGCUCAAGGCUCUGCGAUGGAAGUGGGAUCCCCACGGGGUCUUUUACGCCGUGUCGACACCGGGAACCGAAGGUUGGGAGGUCAUCGAGGACGGGACCAGACAUACUGUUCCGGCUAUCCCGAAUGGCGGACAAGCGGCGCCAGCUGGAAAAGAUGAACCCGAAUCGUGGCUUCGGCGACUUGCCAUCCCACUGCGCAACUACCUCAAGGUUGACGUCGAGAACCGAAUUUUAUUUGCUGGUUUCCUCAUCACACUCUCCUUCAGUUUCACACAGGUCCCAAUCUUCUACGUGUUCCAUCUGAUGGAAUGCGAAGUCUUUUACAAGCACCACCCUCCAUACGAGGGUAGUGGCGACCGCUGCAGCCGCAAUGAGAUCGCCGCCGGAACCGCGACGCAGUUCUCCAUCUUGGGAAUGAGUACCACCUUUUGUGGUACUAUCAACCUGUUUGUAGCCGGAUGGAUGGCUAAGCGGUUCGGCCCGCGGGCCGCGCUUAUGGUGCAGACUUUGGUACCGGCUAUCCGGGUGGCCACGCAGAUUCUAGGCGUCCUGGCCGGCGGCGAGGCUGGUAUCAUCAUCAUCCAGUGUACACAGCUGAUUACCAUUAUCGGAGGCCCGGUUGGGUACAUCUUGGUCGCCAAUAUCAUUGCCGGUGAGCUGGUUGCGCCCUUACGACGGACAGCCGUGUUCGGCAUGCUUCAGGGCUGUAUCAUGUUGGGACAGGGGCUUGGGUAUCUAGCCGGCGGCAUGAUUGGUGACGUCUGGGGCAUUAGCCGGCCAUUUGAAGUCGCCUUUUAUGCAUUCUUACUAUCAUCCGUGUAUGUGCGAGUUGCGGUUCCGUACAUUGCCGCCGAAUCAUUGUCCAGCGGCUCGAAGACCAAGUCCAAGGGCUUCGCAGAGCUGCUUUCUCCAUUGCGGGUCCUUGUUCCGCAAAAGGUCUUACUGGAGACGGGGGUGUCAAUGAACCAUUAUGGCGUCCUCUUUCUAUGUGCCGGAGUAUUCCUGGGCGUUCUAGCUACGGGAUAUGCACCAUUGCUGAUUCAGAUGUAUGCCACCGCUGUGUUCGAAUUCCAACAGGCAGACAACGGCUGGCUCAUGUCGGGGUUUGCCUUUAUGCGCGCCGCAUUCUUGAUAUUCCUUUUCCCUCGCAUUAUCAGCGGUGGCCGGAAGUGGUAUAUGGCCCGGGAACGAAAGAGAGAUGGAGAAGGUCCUAAGCCUCGCCAGUCGUCCCGCCUAGCCACGAAUCCAGAGGAACUCGAAGCCCCUGUAGGGAGCCUUGCCGAAGAAGAACCAGUCUCGUCCGGCGAAGCGGAGGAUGGCGAAGGCACCGCUUUCGACCUUUUCUUUCUUCGUAUAAGCUUGGUUGUCGACGGCGUGUUGACCAUGUGCGCAGCCUUCGCCACCAAGAGCUGGCACAUUUAUCUCGGCCCAAGCUGCCUUUUUGCUCCCCUUCGCCUCGGGCUCAGCACCAGCAGCCAAGGGCGUCAUGACCGAAAUGUGUUCGGCUUCAACGAGAGCAGAUGCCUUGAACGCUCUGACACUCGUCGAGAACAUCGCCAGACUCGCAACUCAAGGCCUCUUCGGCUUCGUCUUUGCGGCCUUGGCACAAAUUGGUAA
Messenger RNA from Chaetomium globosum CBS 148.51, 3345 nucleotides. RefSeq lists its product as uncharacterized. Gene Ontology annotation, biological process: transmembrane transport. Gene Ontology annotation, molecular function: FAD binding; oxidoreductase activity; transmembrane transporter activity. NCBI's taxonomy places the organism in Eukaryota, Fungi, Ascomycota, Sordariomycetes, Sordariales, Chaetomiaceae. The record is from RefSeq and is a predicted model, not a curated record. The transcript has 10 exons. Bases 1 to 3345 code for a protein of 1114 amino acids.